AUGCAGCUGAACAACAUGACCAACCAUCAGCCAGGUGCCGGUGCUACGGAACAGCCGCAUCAUUUACUGGCGGAUCCGCCCGCGAUCCGACUUGUAUCCGGUACCGUACCGAUCUCGAUUCCACUCUUCCGGCUCCGGGACGUCAGCUUCCUACACACGCAAGUGGAGCACAUAGUCGAGCCGGCAGCGAACGGGUCCGCAACAAAUAACAACAAUUACGACUACUACAAACCGUCCGCGGCGAACGGGUUGGAAUCGAUCAACGCUGGUGACGCUGAACCUGCCAACGGCACGGGUGACCACGACCACGCCAAAAUCAAGCUGGAAACGAGCGAUGGCGAAGGUAGGCCGGAUUCGCAUGAAACCGGCUCAAACUAUGGUAUCAAUCAGGACUCACGUUCGCCCCCAUCGGUGGCCUACGCGUUACAUAAUGGCAGUGUCGCACCGGAAUACGAGAUAGAAAAGGAUGAACAGGACGAGCGCACAGACGACGACGGUGGACGGAUUGUGAUGAUGGAUGAGCCGGGGGACGAAAGCAACGAUACGGGUGGUGCGGUCGAGGUGGACGAUUCCGAGCAGGACGACAACAAACUUGCGCCGCAGGACCAAGAAAAAAUGACGCAAGCCGUUAAAAAGGUGUUCACCGAAUACAAAUGGACGCCGCCGGUCGCACCGAUCAGGUCGCCGAGUACAAAGAAGAAGCAACACAUCAAGCGUCCGAUGAACGCGUUCAUGGUGUGGGCCCAGGCCGCCCGUCGCGAGAUGGCACAGCAACAGCCGAGACUGCAAAAUUCGGAAAUCAGCAAGGAUUUGGGGAAAAUUUGGAAGAGUCUGACGGAUGAGGAUAAACAACCUUUCGUGGAGCAGGCGGAAAAGCUUCGGUUGGCCCAUAAAAGCCAACAUCCGUACUACAAGUAUCAACCGCGGCGCAAGAAGUCCAAACGGUGCGUUGGAGCCGGUGCCAAGUCAGGCAAGUGCUGUGAGGAUCACUAUGCGGAACUGCACGAACUGGCGAGUCCACCGUCUAUGGACGAUGUGGCGUCGCCCGGAGAAUCUGGCAGUUCGUACUCACAGCCCGAUGGUCAGCGUCCAUCGACGAGUGGGAUAUCCCGCACACACAAGCAAUCGUCGACGAAGGUGGCGUCUAGAGGUCGUUCGAAUCUCCGUAUCGCGGCGGCAGGUGGUGUGAAUGUGCUGACCAGUGCACCGUCUACCACCACCAACUACGAGUUGGGGCUUGCGGGUGUUACAGACUAUGGUGCUAGUGGGACCACUGCCCCGUAUGAGGCACCACUCCCAGUGGAGUUAUAUUCGACUGGUGUCGAUGGAGUGGAACCCACCGGGAAUACACACGCUUCCGCCGAUUGUCAUUUCCUGGAUGAGGGCCAACCGCAGAACAUGGAGGUCGUAGAUACACCGCAGCAGACGAUCACCACCGUUACAGAGCCGUCUGUCGCGACGCAACUCCAUAGCCAAAACCCGCCGUACGGGAGCCGUGAUUGGACACCGGUCAUCGGCAUAACGAACGUCGUCGGCACUGAGACGCGUGCCCCAUCAGCAAUGGACAGUACGACGGCUUCGUACGAGCUGCUUGGCAACAGGAACGUAUCGUCUGGCGGUAUGUUGCACCCGAGUUCACACGUCCUCACGGGAUAUUCCUACUCCAACUAUGCCACCUCCUAUAUGCCAAACACGACGGAGUACCACAGUGCCCAGACACAUUUCCAUCCAGCCGGCGGUGGUGCCGGUUUUGGUGAACCAGGACUCGCCUGCUACAGCCAACAAUCGUCCACGCAUCGGUACACAGCGCAACAGCAAUCUCGAAACAUCGGCGAAGCGUCAUUCCCGCAGUACGGUCAAACGCUACAUCAGCAGCAGCAUCCGACAUCCCCGUCAAUCGAGCAUGGUGCUACCGCGAAACAGCAGACCCGUGAGACACAAGACCUGGAAGAGGUAAAAUAUUUCCUAUCAGCACGCAUACCCUCAAUCACCCUUCACCAUGCUACUCCACAGCAUGCCGUCGGCGCUAUCGCUACAGCCGCGGAGGUCAUCAACAAUGCGGACCGAGCACGAGGCGCCGCGCCGUUAAUGGCACUCGACUUCGGCGGUGCUGAAGUUCACGGGUACCGCCACGGUUCGGAGGAACGCCCACCGACCGGUGGCAUUGCGAUGUUACGUGCUGUGGAUGGUCAAAUGCACGGCAGCAUUCAGCAACAACGGCACCCCUCACUACAGACCAACAGCAGGAUGCACAGCACAUCGAACGGUGCCUUAUUUAACUAUACCAUAGGCGAGACAGGUGGUGGCCAGCAGUACAUGCAGUCCACAAUGGUCCAGCUGCCGUACGGUGGACAGCCCAGGAUGGAUACUCCGCCUAACGUACAGCAGCUUCGGCCCGUACAUCAUCUGCCGCUUCACCAGCAGGACGUGCCGGAGCAGGUGUCACAGCAGCACCAAACCUUCCAUAACCAGCAGCAACAGGAUACCUACCAGUACGGUAGUUCCCCACCGACCACCACCAUUGCCCAGGGAGGACGCAUCUCGACGGGCAGUGGCGAUGGACAAUUCUACUGAUUACUGUUUUACGAUUCGGUUUGUUUUAUUACCAGAAAAAAAAUCGUGCUUUCUACAAUCUUUCUACAACCAGUUCUUUCUACAAUCAUGCUAAUCAAUUAGACAACAAGCAGCGUGAAAAAUUAAAUCAAAUAUGCAACUUAAUAAUCAAAAUUAUAAUUGAAGCAUAAAGCAUUAAACAACUUUUGUUUUUUGCUAACUUUUCUUCACAUAAUUCUGUAUA
Molecule: messenger RNA, 2797 nt
Organism: Anopheles moucheti
Lineage: Eukaryota; Metazoa; Arthropoda; Insecta; Diptera; Culicidae
Product: transcription factor SOX-9-like
Exons: 3
Coding region: 1-2574 (857 amino acids)
Biological process (GO): regulation of transcription by RNA polymerase II
Cellular component (GO): nucleus
Molecular function (GO): DNA-binding transcription factor activity, RNA polymerase II-specific; RNA polymerase II cis-regulatory region sequence-specific DNA binding
Source: RefSeq, a predicted model, not a curated record